Molecule: messenger RNA, 624 nt
Organism: Aspergillus luchuensis
Lineage: Eukaryota; Fungi; Ascomycota; Eurotiomycetes; Eurotiales; Aspergillaceae
Exons: 3
Coding region: 1-624 (207 amino acids)
Source: RefSeq, a predicted model, not a curated record
AUGUCACCUUCUGUGCAACUGCAUGGCUUUGAUAUCUCGGAGGCUCAAUAUCCUCCGAAGCAUAUGUGGCCACGGAACGUCAAACUAGAGCUGUUGGACGCCUUCAAGAAUGUCCCUCCCACACUUGUCGGUCAAUACGAUGUUGUACAUGUCCGGAUGUGGGCGAGUAAUAUACGAGAUGGCAACACCGGGCCGCUAAUUUCCCAUUUACAACAGUUGCUGAAGCCAGGAGGUUACAUCCAGUGGGAGGAGGCCGAUCUCAUUCAUCAAUCUGUGCAAGGGCGCAAGGCCCUUGAGUUUGCACAACGGAUACCAAGUUUAUUCCAGAAGAUCGGGUUGGACUACAGCUGGGUAACAAGGCUUCCUCGCGAUCUGGAAGAAGCACAUCUGGAAAUCCUAGAAUCAAAGACAGAAUCAUUCCAAAACUUCCUUGUUCAGAAAUGCACGGACACAUAUCUUCUUGCUCUCGGUGAAAUAUUGCGCGGUACAAAGUUGACAUGCGCGGAAGAGAUUGUACCUCUGGUGACCAAGCAUGAGGUGGAACUGCAGAGUCUUUGUGCUGAGCGCAAGGAAACGGUAUAUAACUGGUCUCCUGUCAAGAUACUGGCACAAAAAACUGCAUAA